GAGAACCAUGUGCCCUCUGGGAAUAUUGGAUCGGGAAAUGGUCCCGCAUCAAAGCCAUCUGUGGUCUUAACACCUACCAAUCGCUCUGCAAUGGCUUCGAAUCCUUCCGACGCUGAAGCUGGAAUUGCGGGUAUUUUUCGACAAUCAUCACACCCUCUCAUUCUCUUCUUUCUUUAUGUCUUUCGGAUACUUGCACUUGCAGUGUAUAUAUUAUGCGAGGUGUUCACCGACAACUAUGUCUUGGCUAGUGUAAUGGUUGUAGUCUUGUUGGCCAUGGACUUCUGGAACUGCAGGAAUGUUGCUGGCCGGACCUUGGUAGGGCUACGAUAUUGGAAUCAAGUGGACGAUGAUGGGGAGAGCUACUGGGUCUUCGAGAGUCGCGACCCAUCUCGCCCUGCCAACCCUAUUGAUGCUCGGAUGUUCUGGGUGGCCAUUUACGCCUUCCCAGUACUCUGGCUAGUACUGCUCUUUGUCGCGUUAAUCAAGUUAGACAGAUUCCUACCCAUUGUCGCGUUGGCGCUCGUGUUUAACGUCACGAAUGCCAUAGGGUUCACCUACGCCGAUCGCGAUGCGAAACAGAGAUGGGCUAAUAACAUGGUUGCAUCAGGCUGGAACAUGGGCUUUGGUGGUAUCGGUGGCAAGCUCCUCGGAAGCGCUGUCAAGAACAGCGUUGGCCGUGUAUUUUCAUCUUAGCAGAAUGUUCCUUCACGAUAAUCUAGAUACCUUCAUACCCUCGCACAACAACCGAGCUCCUGAUUUCUCUGAUUUCAGAUGCAGAAACAUACAAUUUUGUAUGUGUUUUUGGCAUUCUUUGUUUCUACCAGCAAUUCCGCUCUGCGGAGCGGACAGAACAAACAAC
Fomitiporia mediterranea MF3/22 is the source of this 859-nucleotide messenger RNA. Its product is annotated as Golgi apparatus membrane protein TVP23. The record is from RefSeq and is a predicted model, not a curated record. Lineage: Eukaryota; Fungi; Basidiomycota; Agaricomycetes; Hymenochaetales; Hymenochaetaceae. Gene Ontology annotation, biological process: protein secretion; vesicle-mediated transport. Gene Ontology annotation, cellular component: Golgi membrane. Bases 91 to 693 code for a protein of 200 amino acids. The transcript is spliced from 11 exons.